UGUUGCAUGUCGGUCGGCAACAUUCGGGUUUUUCCGUAAGCGAACACGAAGCGCGUCCUCCUCCACGACUGUACCGUAACUGUACUGGCGCUCCACCAUUGGUUCGAGCCUUCUAUCCACCGGGAAAAGGAGGCGGGGCGAGCGGCUCAAUGACUGUCGAGGCUGUGUUGACAGUUCAGAGGCAGCAUAGCGGCGGGAUUUGCGCGGGCCUACCGCACCGUAACCCCGCAUGAAGCUGCCCGAGAACACCGACGGAGCUCCACAUCUCCGAGUUUGACGCCCACCCUGGAGAUGGUUGGGAGCGGGCUGCGAGACAGCACGAAGCGGCAUCGAGGCGGGUCGGACGCACCGAACUGGCAGCCAGUAGCAAGUGGAUACAUGCGCGGCGGAGUGAGCGUGUUUUGGACACCUGAAAUUUGAAAGAAUAGAUUCGUGGAAGUCCCGAGCUCGGUCCAGAAUGGCGCGCGUGACACCCACAGGUUGAGGUUUAAUUCGCCGAAGUUCCCCGUCAGACUUCUGCUGCGAGGCUCGCGCGCCUGUGAAAGACUGUCCGUCCUGCAUGUUUGACAGAUAGCCAAUCAAAUCUGUUAUUCAAAUCGCUGCUCUUGUUUCACUGACCUGGCCUAUAAUCCAUGCAUGUGCUCCAAAAUCCCAGAGUUCUCUAUGCUCCAGACCAAACAGCAUGGGAACCAACGGGUUAGACAGCCAAGAGCUGGACUCACAGAAAGAGUCCCGGACGGAGCAGCCGGACCCCCACAUGGAGCUGAGAGAUGCUGCCUCGGAGCCGGAGAGCAGCCGGGACGCUCCGCCGGCGGGCGGCGACUGUAACCCCCGAGAGGACUGCAAGCCACCCUCCUCACCGGCUCCUCCCGAAGCCGGGGCGCCCGACCACGGGGCCGGCUUCGUCCCUCCGGAAGGAGGCUGGGGCUGGCUCGUGGUGUUCGCCGCGACCUGGUGCAACGGCUCGAUCUUCGGGAUCCAGAACUCCUUCGGCAUCCUCCACACCAUGCUGGUGAAGGAGCACACGGACCCAGACGACCCCACGUCUCAGUUCAAAGUGGCCUGGGUUGGGGCCUUGGCCAUGGGCAUGAUCUUCUUCUGCUCCCCUGUGGUCAGCAUGUUUACCGACCAUUUUGGCUGCAGGAAGACAGCUGUCAGUGGGGCCGCGCUCGCUUUUAUAGGGCUUCUCAGCACAUCGUUUGCAAACUCUUUGAUUCUUCGCUACUUCACAUACGGCAUAUUGUUCGGAUGUGGCUCCUCCUUUGCCUUUCAGCCCUCGCUGGUGAUCCUUGGCCACUACUUCCGCCAGCGUCUGGGCUUAGCCAACGGUGUGGUCACUGCCGGAGCCAGCCUCUUCUCCAUGGGCCUGCCAGUUUUACUUGAUAAAGUGGUUGAGCCUCUGGGCCUCAGCAGAACGUUCCAGAUCCUCAGCCUCUUCAUGCUGGUCCAGGCCCUUCUGGCAUUAACGUUUAAACCUUUACUCCCCUCUGGGGGUGCCAUGGGCCCGCCUGCCAUGGGGCCUGGCCAUUCUGAGUCCCAGACUCAGGCAGCAGCCCAAGCUGGGAGCAAGUGGGGCAAAGCAAUCACUAGAAUCAGAAAGUACUUCAACCUGCGUGUCUUUCACAUUGUGACGUACCGGGUGUGGGCGUUUGGAGUGGCCACGGCUGUUUUGGGCUACUUUGUGCCAUAUGUUCAUCUGAUCAACUUUGCAAAGGAGCAGUUCAAGGAGAAUGAAAAGGAAUGGGUGUUGCUUGUUUGCAUUGGAGCUUCAUCUGGGGUGGGACGUCUCGCUUUCGGCAAGAUUGGUGACCUCAUUCCGGGUCUGAAGAAGAUCUAUAUGCAGGUGGUGUCCUUCAUGGCUCUGGGCCUCAUGUCCAUGAUGAUUCCUCAAUGCGCAGUGUUCGAGGGGCUGGUGGUGGUGUGCGCAUUCCUGGGACUUUGCGACGGUUGCUUCCUCACCAUGAUGGCCCCCAUAGCUUUCGAGCUGGUCGGGCCCAUGCAGGCCUCGCAGGCCAUCGGUUACCUUCUUGGCCUUAUGUCUCUGCCCAUGACGGCAGGUCCACCCAUCGCAGGUCUCCUGCACGGUUAUUUUGGCAACUAUACUGUGGCGUUCUCCCUGGCUGGGGUGCCUCCUAUGGUGGGGGGCGUGGUUCUCUUCUUUGUGCCGCUGAUCCACCGCAGGCUUCAGCGAAACCAGGCUCCCCCGGAGGACACCACUGCCCACAUGCUGCCCACAGCUCUUCCAGCGGGGGAAGCCAAGAGCUGCUCCAAUGGAGACAUCCUGCCAGGCUACACCGAUGUGGAGACGCACAUCUGAGUCACGUCCUACAAAGGGAUUCAGCCCACCAGCACUUUUCUUACCCUUACUACGCCUACGGACUUCCUGUUCUUGUUGGCCGAUCUGGUCUCCUCCCUCCUGAGAUUCCAUUAGCUGUUUGCUGUUUUUAUGCAACGAGAAGGUCAGCGUUGGAUGAGCGCAGAAGACGAAUAGAAAAACUGCAGUUACUUUAACAGCUCGGUCGUAGCAAACCGUUAGAAUGCAAGAAAUAAGGAACAAAAAACACAGUCCAACUCUGUCUUAAAGCAUUUAUCUCUGCUUUAAAACUGCAAAACUUUUGUUUUAAUUUUUUUAUAAAUAUGUAAUUAACAAGAAAAGGCAUAGACAGUGACAUGUAGUGAAGGGAUAAUUUCAAAGUUCAUUUAGCAGUACCUCAUUUUUCUACUUUUGGUAUCUCUGUGCAUUUUAUUGACAUAGCUCCACUGAAAUCGUCUUUUGUGUUAUUUUUGAUUUUGCUAACAUGUUACACUUUAAUGUGAUGCAGUACUUUUUUAAACAACUUUUGAGAAAAUCAUAAAAGAGGAAAAGGAUACUUCUGAUAGACGCAACCGCCUCAUCUCCUCCAACCUCAAGGUUUUCUAUUGUGGCGCUCUAUUCCCAACAGGAUCCAAAGCGCAAAGCUGACGGACCUUAAUCUUUUUGCCACUCUGCCUAUGUGUGAUACUGAUGUGUCACUGGAGUAGCUGCUAAUUCCCACAAUAUGCAAUGAACCCUUCACUUCAUUUGAGGUCAGUGAGUUCUUUUAUGUGGGAGCAGGUUAUACAAACUUAAAAAAGAUGAGCAUCUGCUUCCUGCUUUAAUGAGACAGUAAAAAAAACAACAGUCUUUGUAAUUUUUUUAAUAGCUUGCAGGUGCUGGACAAAUCCACAGAAUCUAUGCAGAAGUGUUUAUGCAGAUGUUACAGGAACCUGAGGAUUGUCUUUACCUCAUAUUGAAAAAGGAAUUUUCAUGAUACCAGUGCAGUUUCUGUGAAUAUGUCAGUUUGCAUUUCAGGUGGGUACUGAUGCAUUUGAGUGCUUUUUUUUAUGCUGGUGUAUUGAUCAGCUUUCAAACCGUUACUGGACGGAGGGAAAAGUUCUGAUGAGCUCACCCGUGUAGAAGUUGUGUUCGGGUGAGGAAAACAGUCAGACAGGAAAAGCUCUUAGCAACUUCAAGAUUCCGUCUCUUAAACCCCCAUGAUGAGCUUCCUCUUGUGUAGGGGUGCCAAAUUCAGUCCCGAAAGUUUUAACAUUUCCCUGCCCUACCUGCUGCUGAUUACCUGGAUCAGGUGUGUUUGCUUAUAGAAGCUUCCAUGGCAAAAUUCUAAAAUGGGCACAGCACCAGCCUCCAAGGCUUGCAUUUGUGCUCCCAGUGCACCUCAGAGGGGCUUUUGUUUGAAAUUUGUUGCCCCAAAACAAGAUUUCUAAAUCCACAAGGAGUUUUUAUUGUUAAUGUUUUUUUUAAUUUUCCAAACAUGCUGGAAUUAAAAAAAAGCUGCUCUCAUCCUGUCUGCAGAGUCUCAGUAUAAUGCAGGAGUUUGCAUUUGACCAGAAAUGCAAAUACAAGAAGCCUGCUGCUUUAAGCUGGAGGGGUAAAAGCAGACACAUGCUGCAACAAAAUCUGACUCCUCUGAAUGCCUGUGAAUGCUCAUACACUCAUGAAUCCAAACAGAGCCCCAGCAGAAGAGGGCGCUGGGAUUUUCCUUUAGACCAGUCACGUCACACCUUCAAUAUCUCAAAUUCUAACAUUUAUUUUGGGAGACUGUAAUACCGUGGAGUAUGUGUAGUGCUGUAUAGUAACAUAUCUGUGCAGUAAAAGGUCAUCAUGGGGGGUAAAGGAAAAGGGAACGCCCUGAUUCUGGUCUGGCAUUUCUUCCCAUUAUACUUUGCUUUCAUUAAGGACUUCCUGCUCAGUAUACAUUUUUGAGACAUUGAGACAGCUUGAGUUAGAAAACUCUUCUACUUUUAAAAAACAUCUCACAAUUGUUGUUAUUAGAUACUUUUUUAUAUAAUAUUUCUAAUAAGCCACAGUUAGAUCCGUCAAAAUACAUUUUAGUAAUCAGAUUUGUGUCUGAUUACAUAUUUAUAUUUAGAAGUCAGAGUUACUUUACCUUCCACCGACUGCAACAGGUAUUCAAAAAAGAUUAGCAAAGUGUUCUGCCAUGAGGAAGUUAUAGUUGAUGUUAUAAAAAAAAAUAAUGCUAAAACAUUUAAGAAACCUGUUUGAGCAAAGUAUUGUGUGUGAAUUUAAGGCUUCUGUUGCAGAAAUACUGAGAUGAGAUAAUCUUGACACAUAAUCUAUGCAUAAGCGAUGCCAAACAUUUCUAUCACCAUGAAAUAAUCUCCGUAUCGUUCAAUGGCUCCCCCGUUUCUGAUUGGAGAAUUGAUUCUGCAUCAUUUAUGUGAAGUUGCUCUGUCGGGGUUCUGGUCUGCGUUUUCGUGUAGGAUUUAUGGGUCUGCGUCUCUUUGCCUUAGCAGUCAGUGACCUUCUUUGUGACUCCGCCUUGUCUUCCUUUUGUGCUGGAGUUGUUGCUGUCCAUCAAGAGAAGGUGCAUGCAUCUAGUAUCCCCGCAACAGCCUCAGUCAGGAAUAUGUUGGGUUGGCGCCUUCAGUGUUUAAAAUUGUAGAUUUAUGGAUAUUAGAUCUGCAGUUUUAAACGAGAAAUCCACAGAUUCAGCUACUAAUUUUUCUCUUGAUAUUAUGCUUUUAAACUUUUUUUUCUUUUUGCUGAGGGCUUGGAAAGAUAUUUUAUGUGCAUGUUGGACACCCAAAGAUGGAUUUUUUUUAAUACUCUAAUUUAGUCUUCGGUGCAAUUUAAAAAAAAAAUGCAGACCUGUGUAACUGUGUGCAGAUUCCUGCUGAUGUUGCAAGACUCAAACUGGUUUUCUGGUACCAGAAGUUGAUUCUUGCACCUCUUUAGGUGUCACUCAUCCAUCUAUUUUCUUCCUGAUCAUCUUUCCUCCUGGCUGGAUCUCUGGAUCAAGAGGUUGGGUGUUCUUCCAGAGUCGCUUAAAAUAAGAGUUGAUCCUUUUUGGUGCUUCUUUGCAUUCAUGAGUUUAUGUUCUAGUUUAUGUACUGAUGAAUGCUUCACCUCCACAUUAGACAAAAUGUUCUAUUAGUUCUUGUAAUUAUUGGGUUUUGUUCUUAGCUAAAAGAAUCGUUUUAUCCUGAAACACACUUUUCCACUCAUUUUUUUCUCUAAAGGAAACAUUUUGUUGAUACCUCCUAGUAUGUCACAACACACAGUGUUGUACAUUCUUGUUUGCUAUCAGAAAACAGCAUAGAAUUGUCCCCAAAACAAGAUUUAUUCCUCAAAUUCAGACUUUUUUCGUUUCAGAAAGGUUCUUAGUUCGAGGUAUAUAUUUUUUUUCACUGCUCAGAAACAUUUGGGUGCUUUUUAUUUUUAAAUCUACUGUGUUCAAACUGAGAAGAUUGUUUGUAAGAGAUUAGGAGAAGAUCGGAAUGAAUGAGAAGCAGUCUGGGUCCUUAUUGAUUUAUUGUUUGUUUUUAGAAAUUUUGCUUCCAAGAGAAUGGUUUAGUGUGUUCAGACCUUCGAUUUAACACACAUUUAUUGUAUUUUCCACUCUAUAGAGCGCAACGGAUUAUAAAGCAGAUAGUCUAUAUUUCGAAAAGACGCACCAACCUAUGAGGCUACGUUCACACCACCCCUUGCAGCACGUGCUCAAGAGGCCAAAAGUCUAUGUAAACGUGUGUAAAUUUUGAGGCUUACGCAUUGAAAACCCUCGUGUUCAUGCAAGUUUUUACGACUGAUUUUGGGCUCUACGUACAAAAUGUGCAGCCAUUAAAUGGGUGUGGCCAGUUAAACUAGGGUAAAUUUUAAACCAAUCAGGGACUCGAUUUAGCAGUGACAUAUGGGUAGUAUCUUGUUUAUCUCAAGGAAGUCCCAACCAUCUGAAAAUUGAGAAAUGAAUAAUUGCGGAUCGUUACUCACUCAGACUUUACUGCAUUCACAGUAACUCUAGAAGUGGUUUGUAAUUCGCUAAAUGUUAACCACAUUUAGUCACAAUAUCUGCCGUAAAAAACAGACUUAUAACACUAAAACAGACGUUACAGUGGCGUCACUAACUCCCAACCUUGUUAGUAAAAUCAGUCAGAAGCGCUACUCAUUACCAACGUUAGCAUAUUCACAAUAACACCCAACCAAUCAUUUUGACAAAGCGUUGUGUACCUCUUACCUCUUAAAAUGACAUCACUAACACAACCAGAAUUAAUCUAUAUACUGUAUAAGGUGCUCUGGAUUAUAAGGUGUCAUUUUUUGAAAAGAAAAAAGAAGGAUUUUGAGUGCACCUUGUAGUGCAGAAAAUAAGGUGUACAUAAAAAUAUAGAUGAAGGAGCUCAAUAAUUUAGAGUGAAGAUGUUUUUUUUUUUUUUUUUGCAGCCUCUCUGGUCCUCCUGUGACCCUGUUCCCCUUUCUGCUCCUGAUAAAUAUUUACCUGGAAUACCAGCUCCAUUUGCCACUCGCUACACAUAAAGCUGUUGCCUAUGCACCUUGUGUUUUACCUAAACAUGCUGCAGGUUUUAAACACCAAUUAACACUAAUGGAUUUUACUUACUCAGCAUCUUUUUAGAUUUUUUCCCUAAAAAAAAGUUUUUGUUUUUUUGUAUUCUAUGUUGUGUUUUGUAAACUGUCUCCCUUUGUUUUUUGAUCAUUCUUUUCAGGUCAAAGUCUCAGAGAGGCACAUUUGUAGGUUAUGACAAAAACUCAAAAGGGGCAUAGUUUUCUGUUGUUGUCAUAUUUCAGAAAUUGUUGAGUUGUUGUUAUCUAAUCAACCAGAAGACAGAGCUCGGCCUCUGAGCUUCAUCUCAUUAGUGUCUCUCCUGAAAUGUUUGCCAGGCUCAAAAUCAUUCCAGUGUUGCUCUGCCGUGCAGAGUGCCAUUGCUGUGCUCCCCUGACCUCGGUCUGCGUAAUGUCUCACAGUGCUUUGUCUGAGUCAGACGUAUGAAAAGACGAAGGCCCAAUUGUUACAGCUGAGCCAUAAUUUACAAGUCUGAACCUCGUGGGCAGCCAGACUCCAAGAGAGCGCGCACUACAAAGCUGUGCCCAGAAAGUCUUCUCAUUUUUGUCCUUCUUUUUUUUCCUCCUUAUAUGAAAGUGUUUGCCCCACAUGCCCAUUUAACUGUUAUAUGUGUGUUUUUAUCGUCCUGUUCUGGCUUACAGCUGUCUUGGUGAUCAUAAAGCAUCUUCUGUGUCCCGGAGCUAAGUUUCAGCCUUACACGGUGAAUUAUGUUGAAUAUUUUAGUGCAGAAUUGCUGAGCAUUCCUCUGUAUAUCCUGUUGGGUGCUGCAGUUCAACCUCCCUUACAAGCUUCUGUCCCAUCACUAGCUCCAACUUUUUAACAAACAUGCAUUAUUUAGUUUCGCUUAAGUGUACAAAAUGAUUCAUGAAAUCUGAGAUUAAGUUUUGCUGCUAGAAAAAAAAAGAUUUUCUGGUUAUGUCGUAUUUCCAAAUCUCACAAUGUCACAUUUUUUCUAUAAAACCAACAAUAAAGAUAUAAAAUGUCAA
Molecule: messenger RNA, 7840 nt
Organism: Oryzias melastigma (Indian medaka)
Lineage: Eukaryota; Metazoa; Chordata; Actinopteri; Beloniformes; Adrianichthyidae
Gene: slc16a2
Product: solute carrier family 16 member 2
Exons: 7
Coding region: 683-2317 (544 amino acids)
Biological process (GO): transmembrane transport
Molecular function (GO): thyroid hormone transmembrane transporter activity; monocarboxylic acid transmembrane transporter activity
Source: RefSeq, a predicted model, not a curated record